Messenger RNA from Spinacia oleracea (spinach), 2552 nucleotides. Its product is annotated as 3-oxoacyl-[acyl-carrier-protein] synthase II, chloroplastic. NCBI's taxonomy places the organism in Eukaryota, Viridiplantae, Streptophyta, Magnoliopsida, Caryophyllales, Amaranthaceae. The transcript is spliced from 14 exons. The record is from RefSeq and is a predicted model, not a curated record. Gene Ontology annotation, cellular component: mitochondrion; chloroplast stroma. Gene Ontology annotation, biological process: fatty acid biosynthetic process. Gene Ontology annotation, molecular function: 3-oxoacyl-[acyl-carrier-protein] synthase activity. Bases 372 to 2000 code for a protein of 542 amino acids.
ACAGGACACUUGGCUCUUGUUCUUUUCUGGGUUUCUCCAUUUUCCCUCUCUCAAUUUUCUCUCUCCAGAAAUACACAAACAAUUUUUCACAUAAAAAUAAAAUUUGAAAAGAGAUCAAAUUAAUACACAAAAAUUAAAAUAAAGUAAAAUAAUAAAAAAAAAAAAACAAAAUUUAAGAGUGUGAUCUUUUCAACUUCCAUUUUCUUCCGCAGAUUGAAUCUAGUCACAACCACCCUUUUUCUCUCUCAUCAUUUCCCAAAACCCCACAAUUUUAUUCUCAUUUUCUGUGAUUUUUCGAUGAUUUCUAUAUAAAAAAUCAUACUACCAUUUCUACUGAGUAAGAGAGAAAAGCUUCAUUUCUUCGUUCUCCCAUGGCGGCGUACACGGUGGGGACACCACUGUGCACGUGGCUGGUGGCGGCGUGCAUGUCUGUUGGUUGUGGUGGCAAUAGCGGCGGCGGUGGUGGGAGAGAGAAAACUUCUUCUCUCUCCACCAGGGGUCGUAAGAAGAGAGCCAUUGAGUUUAAAUGCAAUGCCCAGAUGUUAAAGCCUUGUGAUGAAUACUAUAGUAAUCAUAAUAAUAAUAAUAAUAAUAAUAAUGGUGAUUUUUGUGGGUUUUCUUGUAUAUUUGGAUCCAAAUUUGGGCAUAUGAACUCGAGGCAAAGGCGGAGUAAUCGAGCUCUUCAUCCAGGAAAAGCCAUGGCUGUGGCAAUUGAGCCUUCAAUGGAGGUUACGGCUAAUAAGAAGCCUCUUACAAAACAGAGGCGAGUAGUUGUGACAGGUAUGGGUGUGGUAACCCCAUUGGGACAUGAAACGGAUGUCUUCUACAAUAAUUUGCUUGAGGGUGUCAGCGGAAUAAGUGAGAUAGAGACUUUUGAUUGCGCCACUUAUCCUACAAGAAUUGCUGGAGAAAUCAAGUCCUUCUCUACUGAAGGAUGGGUUGCUCCUAAACUUUCAAAGAGAAUGGACAAGUUCAUGCUCUAUAUGCUUACUGCUGGAAAGAAAGCCUUGGCUGAUGCUGGCCUUACAGAGGAUAUAAUGAAGGACGUAAACAAAACAAAAUGCGGUGUUUUGAUUGGUUCUGCAAUGGGAGGCAUGAAGGUUUUUUAUGAUGCAAUACAAGCUCUCCGUAUCUCAUACAAGAAGAUGAAUCCUUUUUGUGUGCCUUUCGCAACAACAAAUAUGGGAUCUGCCAUGCUGGCGAUGGACUUGGGAUGGAUGGGCCCAAAUUAUUCAAUCUCUACUGCUUGUGCAACCAGCAACUUUUGUAUACUUAGUGCAGCGAACCAUAUUAUUAGAGGCGAAGCUGAUUUGAUGCUUUGUGGUGGCUCAGAUUCCGCAAUAAUACCGAUUGGCCUGGGAGGAUUUGUAGCUUGCAAAGCACUUUCACAAAGGAACAGUGACCCUACCAAAGCAUCGCGCCCCUGGGAUAUUAAUCGUGAUGGAUUUGUUAUGGGGGAAGGAGCUGGUGUUCUGCUUCUGGAAGAAUUAGAUCAUGCUCUGGCAAGAGGUGCAGAAAUCUAUGCAGAAUUUUUGGGUGGUAGUUUCACUUGUGAUGCCUAUCAUGUGACUGAGCCUCACCCAGAAGGGGUCGGAGUUACACUCUGCAUUGAGAAAGCCUUGGCUGAGGCUGGUCUUGCCAAGGAAGAUAUCAACUAUAUAAAUGCGCAUGCUACAUCAACUCCAACUGGAGAUCUUAAGGAAUACCAAGCUUUGGUUCGCUGUUUUGGUGAUAAUCCCGAGGUGAAAAUAAACUCUUCAAAGUCCAUGACUGGCCAUCUUCUUGGAGCAGCCGGUGCUAUUGAAGCUGUUGCAACUAUACAGGCAAUACGAACAGGAUGGCUACAUCCAAAUAUCAACCUUGAAAAUCCAGAUGAAGGCGUGGACACUAAGUUGCUGGUUGGUCCUAAGAAAGAAAGACUGGAAGUCAAGGCAGCUUUGUCCAAUUCAUUCGGGUUUGGUGGACAGAAUUCAUCAAUCAUAUUUGCUCCAUACAAGUAGUUCAUUCUUGCUACCGUUGCUUCACUUAAUAAUGGUGCUGAACGUAUCAGGGUGCGAAUUGAUGGGUUUGCUACACCUUGGUGAUAAAAGGGCAGAUUGCUACUAUCUCUAACCUUGCAUUCCUAGAAAAGAUGGUAGAAGAACGUGACGUGAUAUGCUUUUGCAUGGAAAGCAGGCUCAGUUUAAAUGCAGCAACAAAAAAAUAGCUUUGGUUGCUUGAUUCUGGAGCAGAUUUAUUAUUGUUGCUCAGCAAAUUGGCAGUUUCAUACUGCUCAACAGGAUAUGAAUAUCAUUAUCCGCUACAUAACAUAAAAACAAACUAGUGUUUUUUCAUUCAUGUACAAGUGUAAUAGAUCGAUCGAAUUGGUUUUGUUAAUCUUGAUAGUCAGUUUAGAAUAGACUUUUACGUUCCAAUUACUACUGUUGAAGGUUAAGACUUUCCCGUCACUGUCAUUGUCAUUGAUGCUCUCAUAAUCUUCAGUUGAUGUGAAGAAGAUGGAGAGUUAAAUUCGUUGCUGCAGUUAGUUGAAGCAUUUGCUGUUGUUGAGUAGA